UUUGAUCCGUUAGGACUUUUGUCACCCAUGACAUUUUUCACAAAACACGUCAUGCAGCAGCUGUGGACCUCCGGUGUCGCCUGGGAUGAUCCAGUCCCCCCUGAGAUUGCUUCCCUGUGGGCCCGAUAUCAGUCUGAACUGCAGUUAGUUGAAACCAUUAGCAUUCCUCGUCGUAUUACUUAUGAUCAUGCUAUUUCUGUACAACUCCAUGCCUUUUCCGAUAGCUCUGAGAAAGGUUAUGCCGCGGCAGUAUACCUCCGUGUAGUGACAGUCACGUCUGUGUAUUGUCAUCUCAUAACAGGAAAGUCAAAAGUGGCACCUCUCAAGCGAUCCACAAUUCCCCGUCUGGAACUGUGUGGUGCCGUAUUGGCUUCGAAACUCCUCCGAUUGGUUGCUGACUCCUACACUAAUCGCCUAACUAUUGACGAACUCCACGCCUGGACUGACUCCACCACCGUUCUCGUUUGGAUUAGAUCUUCCCCUCAUCGAUGGGCCACAUUCAUCGCGAAUCGAACCAGUUUGAUUCACGAUUUGACCACACCUGCAAUUUGGCGCCAUGUUCCCACGAAGGAGAAUCCAGUUGAUUGCGCAUCGCGUGGACUGUUUCCUUCCGAACUCCUCAACCACGUACUGUGGUGGACUGGUCCAUCUUUUUUAUUGAGUCCUCCAGACAAGUGGCCAACAUUACUGUUAACCGAACUUGAAGAUUACAGUGGGCCCCCCUCUCAGGAAGCACGGGUACCUACUGUUCUCACCGUCACUGUAGACGUCCCGAUAAUCGACUUGUUAAAUCGCAUAUCAUCUCUGCGGAAGAUCCUUCGUGUAAUCGCCUAUUGUUUUCGAUUUUUCAAGCCCCGGUCUGACGCCCCCAUUAGCAACAUUAUAAAUGCGACAGAGAUAACUCGUGCUCUCUCUGCAUUAGUCUACUUGGUCCAACGUCAAACUUUUGCCGUCGAAAUUGCAGCUCUGUCAAACGGUCUUCCCUGCUCAAAAUCUCUCCGACGUUUAGACCUGUUUCUUGACCCGGUUGGUAUUCUCAGAGUGGGCGGUCGGCUUCGCAACGCAGAUAUUCCAUACAGUCACAAACAUCCUGCUUUGUUGCCGUCCCGUCAUCGGUUAACUGAUCUAAUCAUUGAUCAUAACCAUUGUGUGUUAAGCCAUCCAGGAGCCAUGACACUCCAAUCACAUUUACAACGUGAGUUUUGGAUACUGUCAGGGAGGCAGGCUAUUAGGUCCCGGCUGCGAUUAUGUGUUCCAUGUUUUCGCACGAGACCUCAAACGGUUCAACCAAAAAUGGCUGCUCUUCCUAAAUACAGAGUACAACAGAUAAAACCAUUUGCUAUCUCAGGCGUUGAUUAUGCUGGCCCGAUAUCUGUAAAAGGAUCAGGUGGGCGCGCAUCAUCCAGGAUCUCUGCCUACAUUUGUUUAUUCGUCUGUACCGUAACAAAAGCAUUACACAUAGAGCUCAGCUCUGACCUGUCAACGGAAACUUUCCUCCUAGCUUUCACUCGUUUUGCUGCUCGUCGUGGACCGAUCAAAGAGAUCCAUAGUGAUUGUGGUACUAAUUUCGUUGGUGCCGCGAAUCUCUUAAACCCGCUACAUAACUUCAUCGCAUCAGAAACCUAUCAACACAGUGUACGAAAUCAUUUGUCCAAGGACCAAAUUACUUGGUUUUUCAAUCCUCCUUCUUCUCCUCACUUUGGAGGACUCUGGGAAGCUGGAGUAAAGUCGACUAAGUCGUUAAUUUUUCGAUCCAUUGGAACCCAUAGACUCACAAGUGAAGAACUGAUCACUUUGCUGACAAAAAUUGAAGCCACUCUAAAUUCACGGCCUUUGUGUGCCCUUAGCAAUGAUCCAAAAGAUUUAGAAGCUUUGACGCCAAGCCAUUUUUUAACGCUGGAACCAUCGACAUCUCUUCCGGACCCUUGUUUGGAAAACGUACCACUCUCAAAAAUGCAGCGUUGGCGCUUAGUGACUGAUCUCCACCGUUACUUCUGGACCAGAUGGAAAAAUGAAUAUUUAUCUACUCUCCAGCUGCGAACAAAAUGGUCUGAUGAUGGAAAGCAGCUGAAUGUUGGAGACCUCGUCCUAAUAAAGGAACCCUCGCAUCCGCUGUAUUGGAGAUACGGACGUAUCACGGACCUCCACCCUGGUGCAGACGGAGUGUCCCGCGUUGCUACUGUCCACACGUCGUCUGGAGUUCUAACUCGGCCAGCUGUCAAGUUGUGUCCAGUGCCUUCUUGUUGAAGUUCCUUCAAAGUGGGCGGUGAUGUUGGCGCUGAAUAUUACAAACAGUGAUAUGCUAAUGAGCGCGACGGCACGAUCGUCUUAUCGGUCAGUCCCACCUUCCACUCAUCUCUUGUUCCUAUCUUUAUUCCUUGUGUUGUUAUUAUUAUUGAUUAUUAGAAUCACCUUAUUUAUUGUCUUUGUUUUUAUUUGUAUUAUCUAAAUCGUUCUUGUGUUGUUUUCCUAUUAUCAUUAUCAUUGCGGCCAACGCCCUUGUAGUCAUAACAUUAUUAAUUAUUAUUAUUGUUUUUUCUGUCGUCGUAAUACUUUUAUUAUUCCGCUAUUGCAGCGUUUUGUUUUGUCGUUUAUUGUUUUUGUUACAAUCUUGUCGGGUGUUCGGGUGUAUGUAUUUAUUGGUACACACACCAAGCACCAAAUAUAUAUAUAUUGUGUCCGUAUUUUUUUGGUACACACCAAUCUAUUAUUUUUGUAAAUCUUCGAUAUGUACAAACGGACUGUCUGGUCAUUGUGAUCAACCCAAUUAGUAUUGUUACUGCGGUGAUACGUGCGACGCUGCUGGAAGCCGUCACUGCCUUAUUAUUGUUCAAAUUAAACGGCCACAUAUUAUUAUCAAUUACACCGUGAGUUAUUCUUUAUAUUUAACUAUACUAUUGCCAUCCGUGGGUCACCUGAUCCGCCGGCUUGUACGCACACUGUGCGCCUCACCGUCACCAAGUACCAUCUACUCCCGCGUAAGUCCGCCAGCACUCGCCGUAGUGUGUGAGAGGCCGCCCAGGUCGUCGGAAUCCACAUCCAACAGGUGUCUCCACUGUGGGCAGGCUGUCCGGGUCAACAAGACUUCAAUAGUUUUAAGUUUAGUUAUUAAGGUUAGCCGACUCAUGUGAGCUCCGUGGUCAUUGCACAUGUCCUAACCGACUACGGAGACCCCCCCCCCAAUAACUAAAUUCUAUCAUCUUGUUUCCCUCAACACCAUCACGUCCCUUUCCUAAUCAAACGUCAUCGUUGUCGUCGUGUAUGUUAAGUUGCCUACCCACUUUAUAAAAGGCGACAUAAACAAACAUAAUUUACUAAUCACUUUUUUUGGUCUCGAUUAAUCAUCGAGUGGUCCUUCGGGAAUUUACUACGUCAGCUGUCCUGGCGUACACAAAAGCCAUUUUACGGGCAUAAUGACAGACAUUUAAGAUUAAUAUCUGAAUCAUAGCGCAAAAUUAUUAUUAAUUACACAUAUUUUACUUUUACCGUUAAUAACAUAAUAUUUAUUUCUUAGUAAUUUAAUAAGUUUCUAAUAUUUUUUUACAAAUUACCGAUACAUCGAUAUUUUUAUGUUGCAUUGUUGUCUAUGUUUUAAUCUGUAAGCACAUUUCAACCGUUAUAAGUACCACGAUUUUGGCUCACCCACACAUUUACUAACAUCCUCAUCAGAACGACAUUAUAAUGAUUAUUAUGAUUCUAAUCAUGCGGGAUUUUAUUUGAAUAUCAUGGACACGAAUCAUUUUAAUCGCUUAUAUAACUUAAGUUCCUUUACACUUUUAUAAUGUCAUGGGGAUUUAUCCUACAAAAAGUGGUGCCGAAAUGCUGAACUCGAUCAUACAAUCGUUAAUUACACCUACGUAGGUAUGAGGAGGAUCCUGGUAAAUGGUUACAUCGAAGUUCAAGGUAAAGAUGGGUGUGUGGAUCAUUGAAGAUAACUCCAUAUUGUAAUUACACAUACCCGCACGGCCUCACAUAUUUAAAUAUAUAAAUAUGCUGCGGUUUAUAAUGCGAAAUGUUUAGUAUGGCUAAAAUUAACUUGGCGUUGGUUUUAAAAAUAAUAAAAUUAAACUGAAAAAUACCAACUAAAACAUACUCCGCAUUAUCCUUAAAAUAUUAGUGACACAUAAAUUAUAAUGAAUAAACAAAUCGUAAGUAUAGGUACAUAUCCUGUAACGGUUGUAACUGUUACGCUGCGACUGUCCUGACCGCAUCAUGAAUGUUUAAUAACUAAUAUUUAUAAUUAUUAUUACGUAUUUUAAAAUGAAACACCUGUACAAGAUUAGCAAUACGAUAGAUCAUUUUAUUUCGAUCGCUUACCUAUUUUAUAACAUCAAUUAUAAUAUUAUGGUCCUAUUGUUUUAUUUUUAUUUUUAAUAUCGUACGUAUGAGCACAGGCGCAAAUAGCGUUUGG
This is a messenger RNA of Acyrthosiphon pisum (pea aphid), 4411 nucleotides long. RefSeq lists its product as uncharacterized. Gene Ontology annotation, biological process: DNA integration. Lineage: Eukaryota; Metazoa; Arthropoda; Insecta; Hemiptera; Aphididae. Gene Ontology annotation, molecular function: nucleic acid binding. Bases 28 to 2247 code for a protein of 739 amino acids. The record is from RefSeq and is a predicted model, not a curated record. The transcript has 2 exons.